Molecule: messenger RNA, 4116 nt
Organism: Moesziomyces aphidis
Lineage: Eukaryota; Fungi; Basidiomycota; Ustilaginomycetes; Ustilaginales; Ustilaginaceae
Source: the annotation of a GenBank genome assembly
AUGCCUCCGGAGCCCAUUGCCCUCGAUAGCUCGGAUGAGGACGAAAGGAGGUAUCCCCUCCGCUCGGAUCGCCGCAAACCAAAGCGCGAAUACGAGUCCGACAGCGAAGUAGAUGAACUCGAAUCCGACAAAGACGAUGAUCCGCAACCUUGUGCUGCGCCGCCUACGCGCAAAUCGCCGGUGCGAUCGGCCAAGCCCAAGUCGGCCAGAAAGCUGAAAAAGGAGCGGAACCAAGCCAAGAAGAAAAAGAAGAAGCUGCAACGCGAAGCUCGCGAAGCUCGCGAAGCUCGCGAAGCUCGACAAGAGAACAGCGCUGUAGCUGCAGAGUCUGCUCACUGCCCUACGCCACGACCCGGCGACGGCGACGACAUCGAUGAGGACGAUGACGAACACUUACAUGGCCUGAUCGUUCCCUCCAAGGACGCUCGUCGCAAAUCGCCUGUGGAGCGCGUCACCGAAGCGACGAGCGAGGACGAAGUCGAGCUGAUCGCUUCGGAACCGCCCCGGCCCGAAAGCGCUUCGGUCCCACCAGAGCGUUCGUCCGCUCCCAUCACAGCCGAUGAAGACACAGACAAGCGUCCGCCCAACAGCGCCGCCUCGGCCCCUCCCACACUUGCAGUCCCGCGUGCUGAUUCUGCGCCGGCUCCCGGAGACGAGUCCAAUCCCGUCGCGAUCGACACGUCCUCCCCACCCAUGGCUGCUGACGACGAGGCCGUCGAUGAUGUUCCCGAUGACGCGUCCGUCUCGGAUAUCAGCUCUGUGACCUACUCUGACUCGGAAGAGUACGUCGAGGGCGAAGAUUUCUACACGAGCUCCGAGGGAUCUCUGCAUGGCUCGGACAGCGAGGAGGGGCUCGGCUCGUGGACCAAGCGCGAUCAGGACAAGUGGCAAGGCUCAACUGCUCACCUCGACGCGGCCUAUGACGACGUCUACGAAGUGCGUGCGGUCCUUCGACACCGCCGAAACCCGCGUCGCGGCUUCAUGCAGUAUCGCACCGUGUGGGCAGGCUACCCGAUCUACUCGACAACUUGGGAGCCGGAGUCGCAUUUCAACAGCAGGCGAACCCUCGACGAAUAUUGGCAGCGACAAGGCGGGCGUCCAGCUGACGCUCCGUACGACCCCGCGAAUCACUCCACGCAUGACUCGGAUACCGACCGUGCCGUGAUGCGUCGACCGCGUCGCCGUGCUCACGAGGCGCUCAAGAAGAAGCGCCGUGAAAUCAGGCGUGACAAGGUCGACCUUCGCAAAUACAUGGCCUCGCUCGACCACGAACGCGCCGAGAAGAAGGCAAAGGCGGAGCGCAAGUUCGAGUUGUGGCGCCGCGAAAAGCGCGUCGAGCUCGAGACCGAGCGGACUCGCGAGAAGGGCACCUCGCGCAGUCACCAGAAGAGGUUGGAGAAGCUCAACAAGAAGCGUUGGAAGCGCGCCGGCGGCGCCGAUGGCGCAGGUGCUGCGGCUUCAGCCCGCUUCAGCGCAACCCAUGCAAACCGCAUCAUGGCGGACAUUUCGAUGAAGGCGCGCGCCGGCCCAAGCGUUUCGGCGCGAACUCGAGUCUCCCAGCUGGACGACAGCAUCGCCGAGAAUGACGACAAUCAGCUAGUCUUCCGAAAGUCGGCCCCGGGCUCUGGUCCAAACUAUCCUGGGCUUGCAGCUUCCAUGUCCGGCUCCAAUCGACCCAGGCCGGGUUCUACAUCCGCGCGCCCUAUUGCAGGGCCUUCCUCUGUCUCCAGGCCUGCCGCCGCCUCGGGUUCGGCGUCUGGCUCAAAUAGUCAGGCACCGCCUCCUCGUCCCCCUCCCGGCAGCUACAAGGGCCAGCACCAUCGCGGCCCCAGGGUGCAGAUCAAGGAGGACAUGCACAGCUUCCUCAACAAGCUCCACAGCGAUGUCGCGCGGAGUCGUGCAGCACAGGAUGGCAAUUCUCAGGCCGUCCCAGCCCCGACCGACUCGGACGGUCGUCCAAUCACGAUGAAGCGCAGGCCGUCCGAGGCCAAACGCAGCAACCUACUCGUCCUGCAGCCGGUCAAGGACUUCCAGGGCGGCAGCAGGCCUGCAGCGCCGGCCUCCGUCGCGCACGUUUCACACUCGACGUCUUCGGAGGCUGGAGAUGACGGAGACAAGGAGCCAUUCGACAUUCCCGAGAUGAGCGCCGUGCGUGGUCAGUUCAAUCCGCACCAGCCGGCUCCAGACUCGGAUGAGGAGCGCAAGCGGGCUGCCGUACCUAAGAGGGACAGCCUCGCGCCACCUGUGCCUCAGCAGAAGGGAAAGCAGACCGAGGAUCCUCGACGCCGUCUCAAGGCUCCCUCCGCUCCGAAGCGUGACCAGCACGCGUCUUGGUCGCCGCCAGGGGACGAUGCAGGCUGGAACCCUUCCGGAUGGGACAUGGACCCCGGCCCGGCCUUCUCGCCGCGCGCGUUGACGCCUCGAUCGCCGCUCGAAGGCGAAUUCCACCAUCAUGGUCACGGCGCGCCGCGGGCUCCCGCGCCUCAGUCCGUGUUGGCACACUGCUGGUUCCAGAUCGUGACAGACGGAACGUUUGGGCUGGAAGGAACGCUGUGCUCGCACGAGCCAUUUCCGAGCGACCGAGCCCAGGCUCUCGGCCUCGCGGAUCGCGUGACGAUCCAGUUCGAUCGAGUCAUGCCGUUUGCGUGUAUUCGCGAGGUUCUGGCCGGGCCCGAUAUCGCCUGGCACGAAGCCAUGGUCCUAGGCGCGCAGGGACCUGGCGCCAUCCGAGAUCGCGCACAUCUUGAUCAGCUUUCUGAAAGGCUCAAGGUUACCGACAUGGCUCUGCUGUCUGCUGUCCCAUCUCCUCGCGCGUCCGUGAACGCGGAAGGCUCUGCACAGCAACAGGAGUAUCUCGUCGCGUUUUCGAGCAAAUACAGCAUGGACCCGGUGGCCGGCGUGCCGCACGCGCUGCAGAACAUCAGUGGUCACUCUGCGACCCUCUGUGUGAUGCCUCUGCGGCUCAGUCUGGUUUCGGCCCCAUCGCAGCUGCUCGCGUUCCGAAGGCAGCCGCCGUUAGACUCGACCAUCGCCAGCAUCUUUGACACUGCGGUUGGCAAGCGGUCCAUCGAGGACAUGAAGAUCGGACGCAGCGAGGUCCGCAAGGUGAAGAGGGCCGCUCAGCGAUACGGGAUCGUGCCAGCGCUGUACGAGGGCAUCCGCAGCCGCUUCAACGUCUUGUUUCUGGGCCACAACCCGCCCGCGUACGAGAAACGCAUGUUCUACUACUUGAUCCGCAUCUUCGAGGGCGGCGUUCGUCUGAAGGUGGACGAGGAGAAGGACGCCAAGCUGUACAAGGAUCCUAAGAUCGGCGUCAACGUGUUCGUGCGCAAUGCCGCGCUGAAGGAGAUUCUAAGCACGGAUCAGGAACAGGAACUCGUGCUCGCGGCGUAUCUGCGACGCUUCAAGCGAGUCCAGCGCUGCCAGUUCUGGACCUUUGGCUUCUCGCCCGAGGAUCCGGAUGAGCGCAUCCGCGAACUCUUCCCGGGCCACAGUGGACUGGUGUCGUUUUCGAUGUCUGCGAUCCUCGCGGACCUUGUGCGCUCGUGUACGGAGGAGAAGCGUUCGCAAGACAGCGAGGAGGGCCAGCUGACGCAGCAGACGGAGAAGGGAUUGCAAGAGUCGAUCUUGUGCAACACGCAAGACCAUCUGCCGAGCCAAUGGCGAGUGCGAUUGCAUCCGUGGAUCAGGCCUUGCUUCAGACUGCUCGCGGACCAUCUCGAGCCGGUGUGCCGUGCGCUCAAUCUCGUGGGCGAAGACGACGAGUUCCCGAUCGAGCUGUUCCUCGAGCUGGACACAAAGCUCGAGGCGGUGUACACGGCGGCGUGGGUGGAGGAAUGGUCGAGCGACGCGAUCCACGGCCUGCCGUUCGAGGAGCCCUCGGAGCUGCCAGACGAGCCGGAGGCCUUGAUCAAGCAGAUCGACGAGGAAGUGUUCGCAACGCUGCGCGACAGCCAGCUUGCCAGCAUCCGUGACACGCGCUUCCACGUCAUGGUAUCGGGCUCACAGGCGGCGGACGAGCGGGACGAGACAGAGUUGGCCGGGGUCGAGGUCGUCAGCCUUGCCGAUUUCGGCAAGAACGCGUGUUCCAAGCUCGCUGCCUUCCCCGGCAAUUGA